Rhineura floridana is the source of this 1245-nucleotide messenger RNA. RefSeq lists its product as uncharacterized. Gene Ontology annotation, molecular function: FAD binding. Bases 1 to 1245 code for a protein of 414 amino acids. The transcript is spliced from 5 exons. The record is from RefSeq and is a predicted model, not a curated record. NCBI's taxonomy places the organism in Eukaryota, Metazoa, Chordata, Lepidosauria, Squamata, Rhineuridae.
AUGGAGAAGGCAGGUGCGCCGCCGCCGCCUUCCUUGCAAGUCCAGUACGAGAGCUUAGCCCUGGAGGCAGCCCUGAGCACGCUCCUUGCCGUGGCGCUGUACUCGGCGCUGAAGAUGAGCGUCGACGGCAUCCGCCACUGGAGGGCGAGGGUCUCCGUGCUGGUGGUGGGCGCCGGCCCGGUGGGACUGACGGCCGCGCUGGUCGCUGUCCGCUCGGGCAAGGUGCUGAAACUGACGCUGCUGGACGAGCGCUCCCGCGCCGCGCUCCUCUGCAGGGCCCAGCAGAUCGCGCUGGAUCCUCGCAGCGUCCGCUUCCUGCUGGGGCUCGGGGUGGACUUCGACAACAUGGAAGGCUGUUGGGAGCAGGAGCACUUCUUCACCAAGAUCGGGGUCUUCCAGGAGCACCUGCUCAGCAUCCUGGAGCAGCACAAGAGGCGCCUGGCCGUCCACAUCUUACUGGGCACUAAGUUUUCAGAUGAUUUUCUAAAAAAGAAUCUAGUCUCCAACUGGCCAGAGAUCAUUGUCUUAGCUGAUGGAUCCCGUGGAGAGUCAAGUGCAGUUCUUGGAAUCAGCCCAGAAUACAUUGUGGAAUCUUGUAACGCUUAUGGAGCCAAUGCUGUCAUCGAGAGACCAGACCAACGACAGGUACCAACCCCAGAGAUCCGUGCUCAUAGUUUGUACUUCGACCUCUCUGCUUAUGGCAUGGAUAUGUCUGCUAUGAGAAAAGAAUCUCCAAAGCCUGGAUUCCAUCUUAAAAUCUAUGGGACGUUCCGCAACCGUUACCUGGCUUUGGCAUGCCCUGCUUCUGAUUCCAAAAUGGUGAGGUUCUUACGCCAUACACUCAAUUCUUCAAUAAUGAAGAACGUAUUCCACCAGUCUUUCAAUGCCUACAAGAUGGAUAUUGAGCCCAGAGUAAAUGAGCUGACUCUCCAUCAUAUCCAGUGCAGUGCUCGACUGUUUGAAAUCAUGUUGUCCCAUCGGCGAGUAACUGCAGCUUUCAUUGAUGGGGACAAUGUUGUUGUCACUGUAGAAGGAGAAGCAGCAAGGGUGCUGAAUUUUGACACUGGCUGUGGAGUUAAUCUUGGGCUGAUAGGUUUGGAGUCGACAGAAGAAUUAAUCUAUAAAGUGGCCACGGCUAUGGAUCAACAUGAUAUUUUUGAGGCACUGGCAGCUAAAAUCCGGCAUUCAAAGCAAGUGGUGGAAGAUUUCAAGCAGAAUGGAUUAUUUACUACCAUGUUUGAAUGA